AUGGGUGCCGAAAGUCAAACAGCGUCUGGCGCAAAGCCAAGCUCAUCGAGCUCCUCUGCCGCUGCCAAAAAGCGGAAGCUAUCUGCAAGUUAUGACCAGGACUCGUCAGCCCCUGCCAGUCAUGAGAUGGAGUCACCCAAGAAGGCGCGCAAGAAGAAGGACCCGAAUGAGGAGAAGCGACUGCGCAAGUUUCGUGAUCAUGCGCCCCAGAAAUUCAACGAUGUCUACCAGCGCGCCACCUCCCAGCGCUUCUAUGUCCUGAGCAGAUCUCGGGCCUGGACAGGACAGUGUCCGGAGGAGAUUGUCGAGCUCGCCGGUUCCACUGGGAAUAUCUAUAGCGUUCACAUCGCUCGUCAACCCACUUGCACUUGCCCGCACCACAAGGCCGGUCAUCAAUGCAAACACAUUCUUUACGUCUUAUCCCGCGUUCUCCGCGCCAGAUUUGACCUGGUCUACCAACUGGCAUUGUUGUCGACUGAAUUGGACGAGAUCUUCAUCCAUGCGCCGCCUAUUGAAGUUGGCGAAGACGCAGAGAAACCCAAGGAAGACAAGAACCGCAAGCCGGUCGAGGGCGACUGCCCCAUCUGUUUCAUGCCAUUCGAAGAAGCAGAGGCAACCGUGUAUUGUCGUGCGCAAUGUGGCCAGAACAUCCACAAGGAGUGUUUCGAGAUGUGGGCAACUACCAAGCGUCAAAAUGGAGGCGCUCGCGACGAUCGUGUCACUUGUCCAAUGUGUCGAACGCCGUGGCAAGGCGAUGAUGACAUGAUCAAGAAGAUCAAUAUCCCCAAGACUGCCGGAAGAGAAGGCUAUGUCAACAUUGCUGAUCAGCUCGGCAUCAGCAGAGUUCGAGACACGAGCACGUACUUCUCGGAUCCGAGUCGCAGCGGAUAUUACGGAAGCAGCUGGCGUUGA
Pestalotiopsis fici W106-1 is the source of this 912-nucleotide messenger RNA. RefSeq lists its product as uncharacterized. The record is from RefSeq and is a predicted model, not a curated record. The coding region runs from base 1 to 912 and encodes 303 amino acids. Lineage: Eukaryota; Fungi; Ascomycota; Sordariomycetes; Amphisphaeriales; Sporocadaceae. Gene Ontology annotation, molecular function: zinc ion binding; ubiquitin protein ligase activity. The transcript has 2 exons.